Messenger RNA from Micromonas commoda, 537 nucleotides. RefSeq lists its product with no specific name. The record is from RefSeq and is a predicted model, not a curated record. The transcript has a single exon. Gene Ontology annotation, molecular function: protein binding. NCBI's taxonomy places the organism in Eukaryota, Viridiplantae, Chlorophyta, Mamiellophyceae, Mamiellales, Mamiellaceae. Bases 1 to 537 code for a protein of 178 amino acids.
AUGUCCCUCCCCGGCGGGUGGGCGCGCGCCGUCGAUCCGAGCACCAACCUCCCGUACUACCACAACGUCGCGCGGGGCAUCACGAGCUGGGACCCGCCCGGGUCCCCGCCGGGCAGCGCCGAGCUCGUCAGCGCCAUCGCCAGGGCGAGGGUGAUGGCGGAGUUCGAGGCGGCGCGCGGACGCGGAGGUCGGCCUGGGCUCGAUUCCGGCGCGGGACGACUUCGGCGACGCGGUGGCACCCCCCUCGGCACCCCCUCGGCACCCCGCGACCGCGACGCGGACGUCCAUCCCCGCGGCGGAGCGCACCCGAACGCGGGCGAAUCACGCGUCGAGCCCGCCAAGGGAAGAGAAUGGGGAGGCGACGGCGACGACGCCGGCGACGCGAAGCGCGCCAAGCGCGGCGCCGACGAGCGUCCCCCGGCGCCCGUCGAGCCCCAACCCGGCGGCGGCGGCUCCCUCGGGGGCGACGGCGAAGCCGCGGCGGUCGGGAUGGACGGGACGGGGAAUCGGGAGCUCGGGGGCGUCGCGAGCAAAUGA